Molecule: messenger RNA, 7987 nt
Organism: Pseudophryne corroboree (corroboree frog)
Lineage: Eukaryota; Metazoa; Chordata; Amphibia; Anura; Myobatrachidae
Gene: HSF4
Product: heat shock transcription factor 4
Exons: 13
Coding region: 1-1557 (518 amino acids)
Biological process (GO): regulation of DNA-templated transcription
Molecular function (GO): sequence-specific DNA binding; DNA-binding transcription factor activity
Source: RefSeq, a predicted model, not a curated record
AUGUGUCUUGGUGAAUCCAAGAAGGCUCCUACGGAUGAAUUUCAGCUGGGCUCUGAUUGUUAUCUGAUAGUUCUAGUACUGGGCUUCUGCUCUUACGUCGGAGCCAUCUCAUGUCUUACAAAUUCUCUCUUGCAGAAUGGGACCAGUUUCCAUGUUUUCGACCAAGGCCAGUUUGCUAAGGAAGUUCUACCCAAGUACUUCAAACACAACAACAUGGCCAGUUUCGUGAGGCAGCUGAAUAUGUAUGGAUUUAGAAAAGUGGUAAACAUUGAGCAAGGUGGGCUGGUGAAGCCAGAGAGAGAUGACACAGAGUUUCAGCAUCUGUACUUCCUGCAGGGACAUGAACAUCUGCUAGAGCACAUAAAGAGGAAGGUGUCUGUUGUGAAAAAUGAGGAGACAAAACUUCGACACGAAGACGUGAGCAGACUCCUUUAUGAAGUGCAGACCUUACGGAGUCAGCAGGAAAAUACAGAAUGCCAGAUGCAAGAUAUGAAACAGCAGAAUGAAGUCCUUUGGCGAGAGGUCGUCUCUCUCAGACAGAACCACUCACAACAGCAGAAGAUCAUCAACAAGUUAAUCCAGUUUCUGUUUGGACAGCUGCCUCCUGGCCCCUCCAGCAAUGGGAUAAAGAGAAAGAUACCCCUCAUGUUGGAUGAUGGAAACUGUGCCUUACCCCUGGCCAAAUUCAGCAGGCACCUACCAGUGGACUCCCUUCAUGACCCAUAUUACAUACAAUCGCCACCUACAGAUCCAGUGUCCUCUUUAAGCAGCCCCGCUGUCAUCGCCGGUCCUAUCAUAUCAGAUGUAACCGAGGCUCUGCCCGCCAACUCAGUGACUGCACAACCUAAUGCUGAUGGGGAGAGGGGGACGUGUCUCCUGCUGAUUAAAGAAGAGCCCAUCAGUCCUGGAGUAAAGGGAUCCGCAGACACAGAUGCCUCCCUGAGUGGUUGCAGUGCAUGCUCAGACCCUCCUGUGCUGCCUGUAGCAAUGGUGCAAUCUAUACUGGAAGGAAAAGAGACUUGUAGCCCACCACAGCCCUCAGCAUCUCAGCAGUUAGAGGCACGGGGAAGGAGGAAUCCCCUGGAGAGCUUAGUGGAUGCUGCAGUUGUACCCGCUACAAGGCAAGAACUGUCAGACUCUCUGGACAGUAGUGAUGUCAGUUUGGAAGGAUUGCAACUGCUGCUGAGAAGCCAGCAAUAUAACCUGGAUUCUGCUGCUGUUCUGGAUGUGUUCAGUGCUGGUCUCUGUGUAAGUGAGUGGAGUCUUCCUGCUAUGGAAACCAGUCUGUCCCCGAUGCAACAACUCUCAGUGGAUAUGGAGGAGAAUGUACCUGACAUGCCUUCAAAAGGGAUGAAUCCACAGUUUAACUCCCCCUGCUCAGGAAAAGAAGCUCACCUUGAGAACGCAGUCCCGUUCCUUACAGAGGAGAUGGUGAACUUAGCGGGAGGCUCAUCCCUGUUUGGCGGUGAUGAGAGUGUGGUGUCUUACCUCUCUAGCGGGAUCCUUCAUGGGGAUGCUGCCGUCAGCCUGCGCCCUCCGGAGGAGAGGGAUGAGUGACCUAUAAAUAAAUAAACAGAGUGCAUUUUUAUAGCAAUAUUGCAUAUUUAAAGAAUGAAAAUGGACCUGCUGCACUGUAUAGCUAGUUAUACAGAGUUCUUUGCCCUACAAGAGCAUAAUCUGUGAUUUUAACAAAGUUACUAUAUAGGGGUAGCAGAGAUAAAGCCUGUUAUACUUUUCACAGUUCAAUCUGUUUCAGACGGGGUUGAGGCGCUGCCGGUUAAUGCAAUCAUAAGGGCUCACGGUGAAAUCCAAUGUGUUCUGUAGUAUAACAAUUUUAUAUUCUAAAUUCAGAGUAAGCCGACAGCUUCUUGUGCCAAACAUGCUGCUACGCCCACUUAGAUUUGGGGUCAUUGAUGGAUAUUUUGGACACCUGGAUGGCCUGUCUAAGCCAGAUGUCAAUCAUAUAUUUUUAGUGCUAAUGCCUUCAAUUCUGCGGAUAUGAGAGGUUUUUAUUUAUAAGUACUUCUAUAUAUUGCAGAAGGUUCAUUUUCAGCAGGGGAGAGGUGGAUUCUAGGUGUUUGUGAAACACGUCCAGGUUUGAAUGUAUGAAAAGAACGGGAUUAAGGAACAAACCUUAAACAUAGACACCACAGUCUAUACACAGCACAAAAAAAAGAUAUUAACCUGUUCAGGGCCGCCAAUGCUUUGCACAUCAUUGGUAAAUUUUCUCUGGCUCUGGAGGAAUUAAUGUCAUAGAUAUGGCUUAUUCUGUGUUAGUGAACUGAUUCCGUGAGACUCCAUUGUUCCUUUCUUCUGCACCGUUGUGGAAGGAAAUGGGAUUAUCAAUGAAUGUAAUGGUUUACCUGCCGUGAACCGCUGAGGAUUCUGGUAAACACUGGUAAAAUUUGGUGUUGUACUUUCUGAAGGUCAGAUUGUUUCUUAGCAAAGCUGAGUCCUCUUUGUAUAAUAGAGGGAAAGAGAUAGAUUAAAUAAAUGUGUAUAUAUAUAAAACCAGUCUAUUUAAAAAAAAAAUAAUAAUAAUAUAUAUAAUAUAUAUAUAUAUAUAUAUAUAUAUAUAUAUAUAUAUAUUAGCCUUAGUGUUUAGGAGUUAGAAGAUUAUACAAAUAUAUAUGAGUCCUUUCACUUAUUGCAUUAUUAACAUCUUUUCACAAGUUUGAAUGUAACUUGAUGGCUUUCUAUAUGUUAACCCCUUCAACAUUAAUAAAUGUUAGGGUUAAUCCGCUGCAUUGCCAUCUGCUUGCCUGCCUUACUAUUUCCAGAUCAGAUUCUUUUACACUACUGGCUCCCUGACUUUGUGGUAUUAACAACAGGAAUGGGAAAAAUAAUAAAAGGUGUCGUGUAACGCUUGUACAGUAUGCAUAUAGAAUGUACAGAAUCCCAGCUCACUGUAUCCACCACCAGAGUUGCUGAGAUCGGCCACAGGCCCGGGUACUAAGAGUGGCAUGACCAGAUCCAGGGAGGAGUGAUUACACCUCAUGGUGCCAGCGAUUGCACAGGCGGCACCUGCAGCUGCACCCUGAGCAGCUGUCCCGGGUCCUGCACCCAUUCUCGGCAACCAUGUCCACCAUGAUUUCAUAUGCUAUCCCUCAUUACAGAGAAUAAGGAUUGUAGUAAGAAUAUUAUUCCAAAAACAUAGACUUAUCUGGUUUAGGUUACUGUCAAAAUGUCCCUGCUCUAGAGAAGGGUGGUGGCCAUCUUGGAUAUACCCUUUAAAAAGGGUUGAGAUUACCUAAAGAAUAAAAAAAAAGGGGCAGACUAGAUGGGCCAAGUGGUUCUUAUCUGCCGUCAAAUUCUAUGUUUCUAUGAUAUGGACAACUCUGUAUACAAUGGUCACAUAUCAGACAUCAGGCAAUUUUACCACAAAAACAAACAAACAUUGAAUUGAGGCUUCGGCUGACUAAAUAAUUGGAAUUAUUCUUAGAUCUUUCCUUGAACAUCAGUUUUCCCUAAAGUGUGAGCUAGAAGUCGCUGGGUUAUAUUCACUUGUUUCUAAGCACGUAUGAGUAAUAUCCAGUUGACUUUCUGGUUUCUCAGUCAUGGCAUCAAAUAUCAGGCCCUAGGAAUUCUUUAUUUUUUUCCCCUUCUUCUGUUUUAGGAUCUGUAGUAACUGAGGAAAGCAAAUAAAUGGCAUACAAAAUACGGUUAAUCGAUCUCUCAGGAGAAAUUCACAUAGAAUAUAGGUAUGGUUGCUAACUAUGUGACAGUCUGCAUGCAUAAUGUGUAUUUUCUCAGAGAUAUUGAUGAACCCUAGGUGUGCUGAGGUGGGGGGGAGAACUCGUGACCCGAGCCGGUCCUUGAUGAAGCUCGGCUCCCAUCCCCCUCCCCUGUAACAAUUAAUUUCUGCAGUUGCUCAACAAGUUUUCUACCCAAUCCAACAUGUGCUGCUGGGUGCUGGGCUGCAGAGCAGCCAUAGAGGCUGCUGCCACUGAAAAACACUUUCUCCUUUCUACUUGAUUUGGAGAACCCCUAGCUGAGGAGUCCCCAUUGCGAACCCCUGAUUAACUCUAUAACCAGUGCGCUGUGGGGAGGGAGGAGGUGGAGCAGCCGGAAACGUAGCUAUUUCCACCCUGACACCGCCCGUGGUAAGCCUAGUAGAUACCGCAAUGCGCACAGCGACCCACUACAUUGACCCACGCCCUUCAAAUAUUGGGGGGGGGGUAAGCCACACCUUGCCGCCCCCCCCCCCCCCCCCUAGUUCCGACACCCUUGCCUACUGUAUAACAAAGAUAUCUUGCUAUGUUCAGCCGUAGGCUCAAUGCAGCUCAACCUUUCUACAGUGUGACCAAGUUCACUGUAUUGCUGGGCUUAAAGCUGGGUACACACUAGGUGAUACGCUGAUUGAAUGAUAUGAAAGAUAUUGUCAGUGCUUUCCCUUGAACUCCCAGGCAAACGAUAUAGUGCAUACAUGCUGUACGAUAUCACUAAUGAUAUCAUUCAGUGACGUCACUUGGCCACCACCCCGAACACGCAGUUUUGGAUGAUAUAGCCAAAAUUUACCUGCAUGUACAGAUGACAGAACACCUCUUUAACGACCCAUGGGAGCGUGCAUCAUUGAUGAUAUUGUGCGUACACAUUGGAUGAUGUUACAAACGAUAACGCUUAGAAGGGUCAAAAUGAGCAAUAUCGUUUAAAAUAUCGCCUAGUGGGGGUCAUUCCGACCCAAUCGCACGUGCAAUCGGGUCGGAACUGUGCAUGCGCGGCAGCCACAUUGCGCAGGCGCGUCGUUGCCGUCACCAGGCAGCGACGCCGCUACCGAAGAAAGCGGUCGCAGCGGCGACUGCAAGAAGAUUGACAGGAGGAAGGCGGAUCCAGGCGGCAACUCACCGUUUUCUGGGAGUGGUGAGUCCAACACAGGCGUGUCCAGGUGUUUGGAGGGCGGAUGUCUGACGUCAAUUCCGGGACCUGCAUCGCUGGAACGAUCGCACAGGGUAAGUAACUCUUACCCUGGUCUUCUUUUACAGGAAACCUUUUUUUUGCAUAGCAGGGCUGCACAAGCGUUCGCAGCCCUGCUAUGCAGAAAUACACUUCCCAUAGGCGGCUUCUAGUUGAUCGCACGGGCAGCAAAAAGUUGAUAUGUGCGAUCAACUCGGAAUGACCCCCAGUGUGUACCCAGCUUAAGAGAUAACUGUCCUAGAAUGUUGCGAUAUUGGAAAAAUAAAAAUAAAAGGUUUCUAAAUAAAUUGCUGUAAUUAACUUAUUCGUUUUUCAAUUAGAUUGCGGUCACAAAGGGCCUAAUUCAUGUUUGUACGCAAAUGCAGUUGUGAUUCUCUAGGCUACGGAGCUGCUAAUGUGAGCAAGUGAUGCCAACGCCCAGAAAUAAAGAGACGCCUGCUGAAACCAUCGCACACCUGUUCGCAAUUGUGUACACAUUCGCAGCCUAUACACAAAAACAAGAAACAUUGGUUGUAAGAGUUGGCUUAUGGCUAUGCAGACUGGACACUGCAGUAGCAGCGCAGACGCCAUGUUUUGCACAUACGAGCAUGCAGCUGACGGCAGAUACAUGCCAGAAAACGCUCAUGACACGCCUGCGUUUAUGCCACCACUUCCUGUAAACUCCCCAUCAACACCUCCAAACAGGCACUACCUGUCAAUCACUUUUCCAUCAAACCCUCAUUGUGAGCACAACUGCAGCGGCACCUUGGUGCACGCGCAUUGCGAUCACAGCACAUGCGCAGUCUGACGAUAUUCGCUCCAUUGCAUGAACAUUGGCCCAAACACAUGAAUUAGGCCCAAAGAACACAGCCAGGGCUGCUAUCAGAAAAUAUGGGGCCCGGGACUGACAAAAUAAACAGUGCCCCUGCCCCCCCCCCCCCCCCCCAAAAAAAAAAAAAAUUGCCACACCGCUCCACUCCAUAUGAUAUCAUACAUUGUGAUGUUACAUAUAGGUGGAGUGUGGCAGACCUACUGGAACGGUUUACAGAGAGCUGAUGCGCAGGGAAGACUUGUUUUAAGAAGUUCUCUCUGCACACCAGCCUGCUCUUGAUUAACAGACUGGUACAGCUCUAUAAGUAUUGGCAGUAGGAGCCAGGAGUGGGCCCCCAUCUCUGUAAGUGCCCGGGAAACCAGUACCCACAGUCCCCCCCCCGAUGGCUGCCCUGAACACAGCUUAGCAUUUACCUGUUGCCCAGCAGUAGAAUUGCUGCCUUUGUGACAAGAUGGCUUCCUUGUUAGUGAUCUGUCAUUUCUUUACAAUGGAAAUACUGUUUAAUGGGGUUGGGGAUGUAAUGCCGGCGCUCGGGAUCCCGGAGGUCAGCAUACCGACCCCGAGCGACAGUGAGAAUGCCGGCGAGCGCAACGGAGCCCCUAGACAUGCAGCGGGUUCAGUGGCUCGCUGCACUCAUCACAGGUUCUAUUCCCACUCUAUGGGUGUUGUGGAAUAGCCCCUGCUAGUCGGCAUUCCGGCUCUCGGUAUUGUCAGCGGUCGGGAUUCCGGCGUCGGUAUCCUGACCGCCGGCAAAUAAACUACAUCCCAUUUAAUACAGUAUUUGCCCAGAACUUGGGUAUCAGAGAAGCUGUUGUUAGGGUGUAUAGUUUGCACUCUAAUGAGUACAUUUACUAAAGCUUCUAAAACAGAAAAUUGGUGAUGUUGCCCAUAGCAACCAAUCAGAUGCUAUUUAGCAAAGACAAUAAAAAAAAAUGAUAGACAGCAUUGGAUUGGUUGCUAUGGGCAAAAUCACCAAUUCUCUGUUUUAGAAGCUUUAGUAAAUGUACCCCUAAAUGACUGAGAUUUGAGGUGUACUAUCUUCUAACUCACUGACAUCCUAUUUCAUCACAAGGCUGCUAAUGCACUAGUCCCACAACUUAAUUAAUAAGUCUUAGUAAAUAUGUCCCUGAACUUAGAUAUUUAAAUAGACAAUAAAAAGACCAGUAUUGGAAAAAUUAUAAAUAUUUUGUCAACUGUAUUUGUAAGCAUGGCUGUAUGAUCUACACAGCGACUACAUUGCUACCAGAAUAUGUAAAGAUUUGAGGUGUAGUGUUAUAUUAUUUAUAGGUAUUUCUGCUUGUCUGAUGUUUCUGAGCCAGCGUUGCAAUUACCAGUGUGCAUUGAAGGGCUGAGUGCUUGAGGUCUUCUUAUAAUUCAUAUGUCCUGAUAUAUGGGACUGGUGCAUUAACAAAUGCCUUCUAUAACCAUCCCCAUCAGGUCAAGAUUAAUGUAUUAUUUGCUUAGGGGUUAAGGUGUUAGAGAAUGACCCCUUUAUUGGUGUGCAAAUUUGUAUGACAGCUUCUUAUUUACAAUGAGACUUGUUUCUGACUGUGUCUAUAAGUGGCUGUUGUACAGCAUCAGCAAAUGUACUUAGAAACAGAUUAUAUCUUAUUAAAUCAAUUCUGUAUAUUCACAUCUUAUUAAAUAAAACUGUAUUACUCGUCAUAUUGCAUCUCUCUUGUGACAAGUGUCAGACAUCCCCCGAUAAAUUAUAACUGCCCAUGUGAUCCAGUUGGCUAAUUGCUUCCCAUAGAUUUGGUGGUGUCUGGCUGUUGGCAUAACAAAAUUAAAUACCAUGACUGUACUUGACAAUGAUGCAUGCACUGCAAGUGUACCUGAAAGCUGUAUACACAUGCGACUCUACUGGAUAAUGAUAUAUAUGCUGUCUGUUACUUGUGACCGUUAUUGUCAACUGCUUAUUCAGCAAUUAUAGCUUUCUAGACAUGUAAACAUUAUGUGGAAGGGAGAACCGACUGCCUAAUAAUGCAAUAAUAUACUGACUGUCUAAUGCAAUCAUAUACUGUAUGCUGAGACUGUUCUCACCUGCCACACACACACGCUGACUAUACAGUACCUGGCUGCUGUACAUACAGCAUGACUGUGCCUGACAGCGUCCACUACACUCUAGCUGUAUCUGACAGCCUUGUAUGCACUGUAGUUCUACUUGAAUCUGAUGCACUAAUGAGACCUAUUUGCACUAUGCUGUAAAUUUGUAUAGUUUUACAAACAGCCCAAAUUCAAUAAAUAUUGUUUUCUCACUGA